Exophiala viscosa is the source of this 2239-nucleotide messenger RNA. RefSeq names its product alkaline phosphatase. Lineage: Eukaryota; Fungi; Ascomycota; Eurotiomycetes; Chaetothyriales; Herpotrichiellaceae. The record is from RefSeq and is a predicted model, not a curated record. Bases 111 to 2093 code for a protein of 660 amino acids. The transcript is spliced from 2 exons.
GCCUGCUUCAACCUGAUUCACUCCCUGCUUCAAAGCCAUUCUUUCCCCAACAUGUAACGACGACAUCGGCUCACUGCUGAGGCGGUGAGAUACACUUGAUUAUCCUCGGAAUGGCCUCCACGGAAGAGAUCAUCGCAGCUUCUACCUCUACCGUCGCGAGACUAUCCGCCUACAUAUUUCUUAGAUGGAUUCCAGGCCAUCAUUUUCCUCCGUUGAUACUGACGACCGUCGUCAUCUACCUGUCAUUCGUGUUCGGCAGAUCUAAAGCGUUCGGUCCAAGCAGACGUUCACUACACGACCUAUUUCCCAAGCUCUUCCACCAUCCAGACAACCAUGAAAGCGAGGAGCACGAUGGAAAGGAGGCACAACACGACCAUGAAGAGCCGGUCCUCUACAAGGAAGAAAAGUCGUUUCUGAAGAUAUUCCUGCUCGGCAUACCGGACUGGCUGGAGCCUGACUGGAGCUACCUUACCAUUGGGAUAAACAUAUUGCUGGCCCUGUUCACGCUUGAUCUAGUAUUCCGAGGACUGCUCCUACAUCCCGCCCGGGACUUGAGCUUUACUCGCGUCGGCUAUGUUGAUUCCACUUCAGCGAAAGUCUUAUUCAGGGAACCCGACUCGAGCCAGCUACCAAUGUACGUGUAUCUCUCAGUCGCUCAGACGAACAGUUGGACCAUUACAGAUACCAUCUACUAUCUCGGAGAGGAUACAGACUACACACAUGUUAUCACCUUCGAGAACCUCCUGCCCUCAAAGAAGUACAGUUAUCUUUUGUCCAACAACAAGUCUGGAGAAUUCAUUACGGCGGCAUCACCUGAUUCCGAGGCAAGCAACAGCUUGACCUUCCUGACCUCAUCCUGCAUCAAGGCGAAUUUCCCGUACAAACCAUCAGCGCAGGCUUUAGCCAUCCAUGGGUUUGACUAUCUCUCGAAAGUUGUCAGCGGACUGCCGUCGCGCGCUGCAUUCAUGCUCUUCCUAGGAGACUUCAUCUACGUAGACGUUCCCCUACGCUUGUCUUCGUCUCUCCAGCACUACCGAGCUGAGUACCGACGUGUGUACGCCUCACCUUCAUGGUCACUGCCUGGGCUUGACACCCUGCCAUGGAUCCAUACCCUAGACGACCACGAAAUUGCCAAUGACUGGUCUAGCGGCAACGACACAGACCCCUUUCCCGCCGCUUCAGAUCCUUUCAUCCACUACCAUGUCUCGGUCAAUCCGCCUAUCCCAGCUGGCGCUCCUACUGGCCCGGAAGCGAACACAACAUUCUUCCAGUUUUCUAAUGGCCCAGCGUCGUUCUUCAUGCUCGAUACACGUAGGUAUCGUACUGAUCCUGAAUCUGCGUCUUCCUCUUCCUCAACCUCGAAACCACUAUACGGAUCCUCCUCGCAGCCAUCAAAUCCUCCGCAUCCUCAUACCAAUCGUACCAUGCUGGGCGCCGUGCAGCUUGCGUCCCUCCUCAAAUAUCUCGCUACUCCUGAGCCCGCUCAUGUCCACUGGAAGAUCAUCGCUUCAUCCGUCCCAUUCACCAAAAAUUGGCGCUUCGGCACAUCCGACACCUGGGGCGGGUUCCUGCAAGAGCGCUCUCGGAUACUGGCAGCAAUGCAUGCUGCAGAGCGCGACCUCGGUGUUCGAAUUAUUGUUCUUUCUGGAGAUCGUCAUGAGUUCGCCGCCAUCCGCUAUCCAGCGCCUACCAGUGAGCACAGCGUCGAUGGAGCCAAAAGCUUGAAUCAGAUCAAGAACAGGCCAUCCCCGAAGCAGCCCGAACAGCAGAAGUCUUACGAUCCCACACCUCAGGCUGGCCCUCAUGAGUUUUCUGUUGGCCCACUCAGUAUGUUCUACCUGCCAUUCCGGACAUUCAAGCAGAUCGACGACGAAGAUGUCGCCAUCAAUUAUUUGCCUGAUGGUAAUAGCAAGGUUGGUGCGGUGCACAUACAAAAUCUCGUCGGCGAUACUCAGCGUAGUCUGCUGACGUACUCACUCUACAUUGAUGGAAAUUUGGCAUGGGAGUAUGCGCUUACCAGUCCGGCAAUCGGCGCUGAUAUGGCCAAAGCGGACAGAAGACGGAGGCGGACCUCGGGAUGGUUGUGGGAUUAGUUAUGGGGCUACCCACGUUAGACUUGAAAGACCGAGUUGUUGCAAAGACGCAUUACUCAAGUGAGAGGGUUUAUAUAGAUGGACUGGCAGCUACUCAAGAUCACUUGUGGAACAUUAGACUGCUUUCUCUCGGAACUGAGAGUUUA